Suricata suricatta (meerkat) is the source of this 2143-nucleotide messenger RNA. It is a transcript of the gene LANCL3, whose product is annotated as LanC like 3. The transcript is spliced from 5 exons. The record is from RefSeq and is a predicted model, not a curated record. The coding region runs from base 1 to 1263 and encodes 420 amino acids. Gene Ontology annotation, cellular component: plasma membrane. Gene Ontology annotation, biological process: carbohydrate metabolic process; peptide modification. Lineage: Eukaryota; Metazoa; Chordata; Mammalia; Carnivora; Herpestidae.
AUGGACACCAAGCGCUGCUUCGCCAACCGCUUCGAUGACUAUCAGGGCAGUCUGCUGGCGGGCCAGUGCGAGGAGGCGGUGGCGCCCUUGGUCACCGCCACCAUCGAGCGCAUCCUCCAGGAGCUGCCUCCGCUCGGGGGCGGCGCUGAGGCCCGGGGGGCGGCGGCCGCGGCCAGCAGCUGCCAGGGAGGGCUGUACGGCGGCGUGGCCGGGGUGGCCUACAUGCUCUACCACGUCUCGCAGAGCCCGCUCUUCGCCGGGGCCCGGGAGCGCUACCUGCGCUCGGCCAAGCGCCUCAUAGACGCGUGCGCCCGCGCGGAAGAGUGGGGCGAGCCGGACGCCGACACCCGCGCAGCCUUCCUGCUCGGGGGAGCGGGCGUGUACGCCGUGGCCACGCUCGUGUACCACGCCCUGGGCCGGUCCGACUACGUGCAGCCUUUGGGCAAGUUCCGGGCUCUGUGCGCCGUCUGCGCGCCGGUCUCUUUCCUGGAGUGCGGCUCCGACGAGCUGUUCGUGGGCCGCGCGGGCUACCUGUGCGCAGCGCUGGUGCUCAAGCAGAAACUCGCCCAGGAGGUGCUGACCCCAGCACAGAUCAAAUCCAUUUGCCAGGCGAUUCUGGACUCUGGGAAGCAGUACGCCAUGAAAAAAAGGAAACCAUUCCCCCUGAUGUAUUCUUACUAUGGAACUGAAUACUUGGGAGCAGCUCAUGGCCUGUCGUCCAUUCUGCAGAUGCUUCUUUCUUACCAUGAGCACCUCAAGCCCUCGGAUCAGGAGCUGGUAUGGCAGAGUGUGGACUUCCUCAUGGAGCAGGAGCAGAACUGCAACUGGCCACCUGAGCUCGGCGAGGCCAUCGAGAGGGAGAACGAGCUGGUGCACUGGUGCCAUGGCGCCCCAGGAAUUGCCUACCUGUUUGCCAAAGCUUACCUCGUUUCCAAAAAACCACAGUACCUGGACACGUGUAUCCGGUGUGGGGAACUUACAUGGCAGAAGGGCCUGCUAAAGAAGGGGCCGGGUAUUUGCCACGGUGUGGCUGGCAGUGCCUACGUCUUCCUGCUGCUAUACCGGCUGACAGGAAACUCUAAGUACAUCUACCGAGCCCAAAGGUUUGCUGAGUUUUUAUUUACUGAGGAAUUCAAGGCUGGUUCUCGGGUCCUUGAAAGUAUAUACAGCUUGUACGAAGGCUUCUCCGGGACGGUGUGCUUUCUGAUCGAUCUGCUGCAGCCCAAUCAGGCGGAGUUCCCUCUGUUCAGCGUCUUUGUCUAGAAGGCUCCAUCUUCCACUAUGGCCCUGCAGAAGGUCCCUGAGAUUUCUUGAGCCUACCGGAGGCAGUUUCCACAUAAGCCACAUUCAAUGGUAUCACAACCAUGAGCCUUAACAUUGCCGCCCCGGAAGGAAGGAAGGGAGGGAGGGACGGAGAAGGCAGGUGAAGGCAACAUGGUGCCAGACUUAAGGGAGUACAGUUUGAGAACCUGCAAAAUCAAGACACGACAACUCCUCUAAAAGGUGUAGAGAUUUAACAUUUCAGGGAGUAGAUGUGAAAGCUGAGAUCAGAGGAAAAAGGGGAAGAGAAAUCGUCUGUUUUUCAGUUAUGGCAUACAAACCAAAACUGAAAUGUGGACUAGGGUAAUAAAAUGCCGAUACGUUUACAAUUGGAAAGAGAAUUUGACCAUUUGUGGGUUCCCUCCCCCCUAAAUUCAGAAAUAAACACAGUCAAAAGCUAAAGUAAUUGCCCAGCUGAAACUUGCUAGGAGGGAUGAGAUGUCAGGCUGCUGAAGAGCAAAAAAGGAAACUCUUGGUUGUCCAAUGCCUUUACUUGUUGAAAUUCAUGAUUUUUACUGAAUGGAGAAGUUUGCGUGUGAAUCUCUAUUUUUAAUCACUACCCUGGUCACUUUAAAGGAAACAUAUCAUAACUCUUUUUUAAGAUUUUAUUUUUAAGUAAUCUCUACAUCCAUCUUGAGGCUCAAACUCACAACCCCAAGAUCAAGAAUCACACAUUCUUCCGACUGAGCCGGCUGGCCACUCCAAAAUACAUCAUAACUUAGUUUAAAUCCUGAAAUUUGAAGUUUCUUUAGGCCUUGCAUCUCUUUUCCUGGUUCUUUUUUCUUUCCUAAGGCUCAAUUAGAAUAGUAAAACUCAUAGGCUA